This is a messenger RNA of Cladocopium goreaui, 621 nucleotides long. The record is from the annotation of a GenBank genome assembly. Lineage: Eukaryota; Dinophyceae; Suessiales; Symbiodiniaceae.
GGCACAGUUGGGGGAUUGCAUGGGCCUUAGUGCCUUGGUGCCUUGGUGCCAGAUGCUGCUGGAUGCUGCCUCCGUUCACCGGAUUGCACCCAGGCCUUAGACAACGAUGUGUGGGGCUCAGCCAUGCGAGAUCUACCGCGCACUUGAGCAUCACCAUUGAUAUCUUGAUAUCCAUUGAUAUUUACAAUUCAUCAUAAUUCAUACACAAUAAAUUCCAUUAAUCAUUAUGAGUCACAUUAAUUUGUCCAUGAGUCACCAUGAAAUGUUCCUGCGUUCAUGGAAAAUUUAACAUUGGGGUGUCAUCCAGGUGCCGCAUGGAACGCUUUCGGACCACGAGGGUCCGGGUAUCUGGAGGGCCAACCUGCUGAGUCACCGGAAGACGCUGCGAGUUUCGUCUCGGAUUCGUCUACCGAAGAUUUGCCAGAAAGCCACCUCACGCCCGGGUCGAUCCUUUCGGCCAUCUUUGGACAUCGAAGGCCAGCUUUGGAGGUGAGGAGGCACAGGAGCCACGAGUUUCGCGCCAUGCGAUGCUUCGAGCGCUGCUGUUCCUAUGACUUCCGGCGCAGGUCUCACUUUGCAGAGCAGGUGGACCACCUGACUUUUAUGCAGCGCACUAACUGA